AUGAGUGCCCCGACCACCAAAUCGGAUGUACGCGAAGAUGAUGGCGAUUCUCCCGGCCAAUGGGAUCUGGAUAUGUCGGAACUAGACGAUAGCGAUAAGCCCGAGGAGGAAGAUAUCGAGGCUAACCCUUCUUCAGGCCAGUCAGUCUACGAUACGGAUUCAGUGGUGGCCGAGUCGGGCAUCUCAUAUCAUGGCUACAAGCCGGGGAAAUAUUACCUCCCAAAUGAUGCAGCAGAACAAGAUCGCUUAGACAUCAUGCACGUGAGCUUUCGGCUGCUCCUGGGAGGAAAGCUUGCCCUGGCUCCGUUCCAAGAACCGCCGCGGUACGUUCUCGAUGUGGGAACGGGCACUGGCAUCUGGGCAAUCCAGUUUGCCGAGGAGCAUCUCGACUCGCAGGUCAUCGGCACGGACCUCAGCGCCAUCCAGCCGCGCCUGACCAUCUCCAACUGCAGCUUCCAGCGGGACGACGCCGAGGAGGAGAUCUGGCUGUUCCCCGUGCCCCAGAACCGCUUCGACUACGUGCACCUGCGCUUCAUGGUCACCUGCUUCGACGAGCCCCGCCGCGUCAUGGCCAACGCCUUCGAGCACCUCAACCCGGGCGGCUGGAUCGAGUUCCAGGACUCCAUCAUGCCCAUCCUGGACUUUAAUGGUAAAGCGGAAGGAACUGCGAUAGAGAGGUGGAAUCAGUACGCAUACAGCGGAGGCGCCGCCCUGAAUCGAGACUUCAAGAAGCCGAGCCGGUACAAAGAAUGGCUGGAAGAAACAGGGUUCGUCGACGUCAAGGAGCACAAGAUCGAGUGGCCCAUGGCCCCCUGGCCCGCCGACGCCCGGCGCAAGAAGGCCGGCUGGUUCCUACUGCGCAGCCUGAUGAACGGGUUCCGCGGCCUGAGCUGGGCGUUCCUUAGGGCUGCGGGCCUCAGCGCCGACGAGGUCGAGACCCUGGUCGCCGAGUGCAAGAAGGACCUGUUGAAUCGCAAGUACGCAUGGUACUUUGGCGUAUACAUUGUGUACGGAAGAAAACCUGCGGAGGGCGAGACUGGGCAGAGCCCUGCCAGUUCCUCAGCCUCCACGCCCAGCUAA
Molecule: messenger RNA, 1080 nt
Organism: Neoarthrinium moseri
Lineage: Eukaryota; Fungi; Ascomycota; Sordariomycetes; Amphisphaeriales; Apiosporaceae
Exons: 7
Coding region: 1-1080 (359 amino acids)
Molecular function (GO): methyltransferase activity
Source: RefSeq, a predicted model, not a curated record